Messenger RNA from Plenodomus lingam JN3, 1809 nucleotides. RefSeq lists its product as uncharacterized. Lineage: Eukaryota; Fungi; Ascomycota; Dothideomycetes; Pleosporales; Leptosphaeriaceae. Gene Ontology annotation, molecular function: ATP hydrolysis activity; ATP binding. The record is from RefSeq and is a predicted model, not a curated record. Gene Ontology annotation, cellular component: mitochondrial matrix.
AUGAUCGUCCGGACUCUUCGAGCCAUCGUCGUCGUGUCGCCACAAGCGCGCGCCUCGUACCUGGCCCUGUAUAGCACCAGCCAACACCGCCGUGCCUUGUCCUCAUACGGCCCGCGUCGGUCUUCGUACAACCGCUCAGACUUCACCGGCCAGGGCUUCUCUUCCACCUAUGAACCCGACCAGCCGACCCGAGGCCCCCUGGGCGGUACCAGCAACGUCGGCUCAACCCACAUCACGCCCAAGGCGCUCAGGCAGCACCUCGACCAGUUUGUCGUCGACCAGGACCGUGCCAAGGUGGUGUUGAGUGUCGCCGUCCAUGAACACUAUCUGCGGAUACAAGAGAUUCAACGACAGCGGGAUGAACAGGCUCGGCUGGAGGCACAGGCACAGCGGAGGGCAUCGGCGUCCAGACAUCCUGUAGAAGACGAGUUCCCAGGUCAACAGCCGACGGUCGAACUGUAUGGCUAUGGCGAACACGGUGCAUAUAACGAGGCGCCUGCCUACAAUCAGACCUCAUCUACACCCUUCGAUCCCGAGUCGCUCGAUGCCGGCCCACACCAGUUACAGAUUGAAAAGUCCAAUGUGCUUAUACUGGGCCCCACGGGUGUCGGCAAGACCCUGAUGUGCAAGACGCUUGCAAAGACACUGGGCAUACCCAUCUCCAUGUCGGACUGUACCACCUUCACACAGGCAGGCUAUAUUGGCGAUGAUGUCGAGCAGUGUGUUGCUCGUCUGUUCUCCGCGUCAGGAUACGAUCUAGAGGCCACAGAACAGGGCAUCAUCGUUCUCGAUGAGAUAGACAAGAUCGCAGGCGCCAAACUCUCCUACGGUAAAGACGUUGGCGGCGAAGGGGUCCAGCAAGCCUUGCUGAAGAUCAUCGAGGGCACAACUGUGCAGGUUCAAGCCAAACCGGAGAGGAGUUCUACCAGACCUGGUGGCGCUUCAGGAAGAGGUAGUCCUGUGGACAUGUACCAAUCUCCGACACCGCCACCACCACCACCAGGAGGAGCCAAAGGUGAAGUGUUCAACAUACGCACAGACAACAUCCUCUUCAUAUGUACCGGCGCCUUCUCCAACUUACAUAAGAUCAUCCUAGACCGCAAGUCAAUGGGCAGCAUGGGCUUUGGUGCUUCCAUACGGUCCUCCAAUGCACACGCCGCCGCCGAUGGAGUGAUGCUUACUGGUGCAGAAGCCGCAGCCUUCACCAAAGACGCCCCCUUCUUUGUCCCUCAGGAAACAGAACCAUCCAACCCAUUCGCCCCGAGACCGCUGAGACGCGAGGCCAAAGUAAAUGUGCUAGAUCAUGUUCAACCGGCAGAUCUUCAAAAGUACGGCAUGAUUCCCGAGUUGAUAGGGCGCAUACCGACUGUCUGCGCCGUCUCAGCUCUCGACGAAGGGGCGCUCGUCCGUGUGCUCACAGAGCCAAAGGACUCCUUGGUAAGACAAGAAGAACACAAGGCCCAUCUCCGGAACAUGGAACUGCGCUUCACGACCGGGGCAUUGCGAGAAAUCGCGCGCAAAGCCAGUAAGAUGGGCACUGGCGCACGAGGACUUCGACACGUCGUCGACCAACUGUUGCUGCAAGCCAAGUAUGAGACACCUGGCUCCAGCGUAAAACACAUUCUCGUUACGCAAGACGUUGCCCUUCUUAAACGCGCACCCCUGUACUUUCACCGCGGCCAAUCCGCAGCCUUCCAAGCCGCACAUGCCCAGGAGGAAGAGAAAUGGGAAGAGGAGCUGCGAAGCAACGAGGAUCCGUCGAUUGGCACAUUCGAGGAAUACCGGAAGGCGGGUGCUGCAGGCUUUUAG